AUGGCCCAGCGGCUGGAUACUUUGAUAUUCAACGGCUAUGCUUGCAUGGCUCCCUUCUGCCAGAAGCUGUUUUGGAAGUGGGACGAGGCAAAGCGUCACAUGCAUCACGAGUGUAGGGCUCUUCCCCGUUCAGCAAAGCGGCCAAAGCAGGUUGAAUCCAUCAGGAAGGCACUGGACAUUGGUCGCAAGCACAGGGAAGACCAUCCCGAGCUCAAGGACGAUGGAUUCAUUUUUCUGAAUGCACAUGACUCAGCGCCGAGGAAGCCACGGGAAGUGGGUCGAAAGCAGAGAGAAGACAACCCCGAGCUGAACAACGAUGGUGAUGCAGACGGCGAUGUACGGCAAGAUGGAAAGUCCCAGGGAGCCCCGACCAUCGAGCCCUUGACUGCUACUGCUCCUCCAGCAGCUCCUCCGACAGGAAAGCCAUCAGAUCAGCUGAACACCUCGAUAUUCAAUGGCUAUGCUUGCCUAGGUUGUGGCUGCCAGGCUAUGUUUUGGAAGUGGGAAGAAGCAAAGCGUCACAUGCUCCAGGCAUGUGCUACUUUUCCCCGUUCAAUCAAGCGGCCCAGGGAGGCUGAAUCCAUGAGGAAGGCACUGGACAUUGCUCAAAAGCAAAGGGAGGAGCAUGCCGAGCUGAACGACGGGGUAAUUUCUGUAAGUUCAGACGACCCGUUACCAGGCGAGGUUGCAAUCCCGGAAGCCCGAGCGGUCGCGCCGUCAACUGCACCGCCCCUUCCGAAGCCAUCAACGGUGGCAGACUUCAGGAAUGCGGCAAGGACUGGAGGCCCAUCGCAGGGAGUCCGUCCACAAAGCAAGAAGCGUCCGCGCUCUUCGAAGAUCCCAGCGGUACCUCCGCUGCCCGACUCGGCAACAGCGGACAUCUCCAGGCUCCAGAUUGUUCUUUGGGAAGAAAGCGCGGCUGGCGCCGUUCCACCGCCCGAGGCCGAGCCCAAGUUGCUCCUCGCCGCCCCGCCGCCUCCUGGCCACCUUGGCGGCCCUGGCUCUUGCGGACCGCAGGGCCUGCUGCAGUCUCCGACCUUAGCCUUCUUCCAUCCCGGUCCCGGUCCGUUGGGUGCCUGCCCUUCCUGGUAG
This is a messenger RNA of Symbiodinium sp. CCMP2592, 1092 nucleotides long. The record is from the annotation of a GenBank genome assembly. NCBI's taxonomy places the organism in Eukaryota, Dinophyceae, Suessiales, Symbiodiniaceae.